AUGGAUCCCAACAAUUCUUCUAAUUAUCCCAACAAUUCUCAAAAUUCCAACAAUUAUCAAAACCCCAACAAUUAUCAAAAUCCCAACAAUUAUCAAAAUUCAAAUCAAUUUUUCAACCAACAUCCUCAAAACAUACCUAAUUUUGGUUUAACACCAAAUUUCAACCAAUCAUCCUUUGUUACAAACUUUCAUCCAUAUUAUGGAUUUAUGCUGAGAAAUCCAUCUCAAACACCCCCGUUUAAUAGUUACAUGCAGAUGGUUAAUGAAAAUUUUCCGAGUGGCGGUACACCUAACUUUCCCGAAUUUUCAACACAAAUAACUAUUGCUAAUGAAGAUUCAACACCCAAGAGCAAGAAAAACCAGCAACCAUCAUGGAACACUGAACAAAAUUUGGUGCUAAUUAGUGGGUGGAUCAAAUUUGGAACAAGCAGUGUUGUCGGGAGAAACCAGAAAGGUGAAACAUAUUGGGGUCAAAUUCCUACUGUUAAUUUCUUUGUGAAUCAGCGUCCCUAUAAUAUGACAUACUAUCUAGCUGAUGGUAUCUACCCUUCUUAUCCAACUUUCGUCAAAUCGAUUAGACUUCCUCAAAGUGAACCCGAUAAGUUAUUUGCAAAAUAUCAGGAGGGAUAUCGGAAGGACAUCGAACGUGCAUUUGGAGUUCUUCAAGCUCGAUUUAAAAUCAUCCUUGAACCAGCUCGCUUGUGGGACAUAGCCGAUUUGGGUAUCAUAAUGAGAUCAUGCAUCAUAUUACAUAAUAUGAUUGUUGAGGAUGAACGAGACUCAUAUGCUCAACGUUGGACCGAUUUUGAGCAAUCUGAGGAAAGUGGAUCUAGUGCACCGCAACCAUACUCGACCGAGGUGUUACCCGCUUUUGCAAAUCAUGUGCGUGCUAGAUCCGAGUUCCGUGAUCCAAAAGGUCAUCAAGAUUUGCAAGCAGAUUUAGUAAAGCACAUAUGGACAAAGUUUGGAAUGGGACGUGAUUGA
Messenger RNA from Trifolium pratense (red clover), 984 nucleotides. RefSeq lists its product as uncharacterized. The transcript is spliced from 2 exons. The coding region runs from base 1 to 984 and encodes 327 amino acids. NCBI's taxonomy places the organism in Eukaryota, Viridiplantae, Streptophyta, Magnoliopsida, Fabales, Fabaceae. The record is from RefSeq and is a predicted model, not a curated record.